AUGGAGAUGUGGCUCUCCAUGAAACGAGCCGUUAAUGCUGCCGAGCGUGUCCAGAAAAAAUUCGAUGAUAGCCGAGCCAAGAUCGCCGAGGUAGGGAAGCUAAUCCAAGACGCGGAUUGGCAUGCUGAGGAAAAUGCUGCGAAGAUUGCAGAGCUAUCGUCGAAGCUGGCCGAGGCCAAGAGGGCGGCAGUGGAUGCCGAAGAGGCGAGGGCGGCGGCGAAGGAGGCAAAGGAAGCUGUCCUUCGGUCUCGUGCGACGGAGCUAGAGGAGGCGAAGAGAAAAGCCAUAGACGAAUACCGGAGCAAUGCGAGGAUCUGA
Molecule: messenger RNA, 318 nt
Organism: Prunus armeniaca (apricot)
Lineage: Eukaryota; Viridiplantae; Streptophyta; Magnoliopsida; Rosales; Rosaceae
Source: the annotation of a GenBank genome assembly